AUGGAGUUCCCUGGCCUGGGAGCCCUGGGGACCUCAGAGUCCCUGCCCCAGUUUGUGGAUCCUGCCCUAGUGUCUUCAGCACCAGAGGCUGGGGUCUUCUUUCCUUCUGGACCUGAAGGUUUGGAUGUAGCCGCCUCCUCCACGGGCACCGCCUCUGCUGCAGCAGCUGCACUGGCCUACUACAGGGAUGCUGAAGCCUACAGGCAUUCCCCAGUCUUUCAGGUGUAUCCAUUGCUCAACUGUAUGGAGGGGAUUCCAGGAGCUUCACCAUACGCUGGCUGGGCCUAUGGCAAGACGGGGCUCUACCCUGCCUCAACUGUGUGUCCUAGCCGCGAGAGCUCCCCUCCCCAAGUCCCUGAUGAUCCUGAUGGGAAAGGCAGCACCAGCUUCCUAGAGACCUUAAAGACGGAGCGGCUGAGUCCAGACCUCUUGACCUUGGGGCCUGCAUUGCCUUCAUCCCUCUCGGUCCCUAGUGGUGCCUAUGGGGGCCCCGAUUUUUCCAAUACAUUUUUCUCCCCCACUGGGAGCCCCCUCACUCCAGGGACCUAUUCCUCCCCCAAGCUUCGUGGAACUCUGCCCCUUCCACCCUGUGAGGCCAGGGAGUGUGUGAACUGUGGAGCAACAGCCACUCCAUUGUGGCGGAGGGACAGGACGGGCCACUAUCUAUGCAAUGCCUGUGGCCUCUACCACAAGAUGAAUGGGCAGAACAGGCCCCUCAUCCGGCCCAAGAAGCGUCUGAUUGUCAGCAAACGGGCAGGCACCCAGUGCACCAACUGCCAGACAACAACUACAACACUGUGGCGGAGAAAUGCCAGUGGGGAUCCUGUGUGCAACGCGUGUGGCCUCUACUACAAGCUACAUCAGGUGAACCGGCCAUUGACCAUGAGGAAGGAUGGUAUUCAGACUCGAAAUCGCAAGGCAUCUGGAAAAGGGAAAAAGAAAAGAGGAUCGGGUCUGGGAGGCACAGGAGCAGUUGAAGGACCAGCUGGUGGUUUCAUGGUGGUGGCUGGGGGCAGUGGUAGUGGGAAUUGUGGGGAGGUGGCCUCAGGCUUGACUUUGGGCCCACCUGGUACUGCCCAUCUUUACCAAGGUCUGGGCCCCGUGGUGCUGUCAGGGCCUGUUAGCCACCUUAUGCCUUUUCCAGGACCCUUGCUGGGCUCACCCACAGGGUCUUUCCCUGCGGGUCCCAUGCCCCCCACGACCACUGCCACUGUGGUGGCUCCACUGAGCUCAUGA
This is a messenger RNA of Echinops telfairi (small Madagascar hedgehog), 1236 nucleotides long. It is a transcript of the gene GATA1, whose product is annotated as GATA binding protein 1. Gene Ontology annotation, molecular function: DNA-binding transcription factor activity, RNA polymerase II-specific; RNA polymerase II cis-regulatory region sequence-specific DNA binding; zinc ion binding. Gene Ontology annotation, biological process: negative regulation of transcription by RNA polymerase II; cell fate commitment; positive regulation of transcription by RNA polymerase II. The record is from RefSeq and is a predicted model, not a curated record. The coding region runs from base 1 to 1236 and encodes 411 amino acids. Lineage: Eukaryota; Metazoa; Chordata; Mammalia; Afrosoricida; Tenrecidae. The transcript has 5 exons.